CCCAGUGACUCUUACACAGUUAUAUUAUUAAAAAUAUAAAAACCAAGUGGUGUGCACGUGUGUGGCAUCAGCAUCACCAACCAGUAGCAAUACAGUAGCAAAAGCAAGCACCAGUCAACUACUAUACCACUCAAAUAUACAUCUACAAAAUUAUUACUUUAAAAAGUUUCAGUUUCAUUUUAAAAAACACUCAAUAUCAGUGCUUCGUAUAUAUUUUUUUUUCAUACCCAUUAUUGUCUAUUGUGAUCAAUAAUUAAAUUUAUAUUUUAAAAUUGAUAAUAAUCAUUGAAAUGAUAAUUAUAAAUAAAAAAAAUUGUAAAAAAAAUUACAUUUUAUUUUUUAUAUAUUUUUUUUUAAUGUGAAUUUGUUAGUUUUAUUUUUUUUUGGGUAAUAAUUAAAAUGGCAGCUUGCCAUUCACAUCCACGAGCACAUUUACAAAUUCAAGAUAAUGAUUAUCCACAAAAUCAUCAACAAAAAAUUCAAUCAAAUUAUCCACCUCAUCUACUUAAUUGGGUUUAUCUAGCAAUUUCUGAUCAAAAUUCAAUUCAACAUAAUGAUCAGAAUAAUAUUUUUCCAACGAUAUGGGGUAAUUUUCCAACGGCAAAUAAUUCACAUCAUCAAUCAUACAUAUCUAAAAAUACAUUAAAUCCAGGAUCAUUGACCUUGGGUGGUAAUUUGAUGGAUACAAUAAGUGACUUGGCUGAGCAUUUCAAUGAACUUGGUUUGCUUGAUAAAAAACCAACGAAAAAACCACCAGCAAAUUAUUUAUGUCAUUUGUGUUUUAAAAAAGGUCAUUAUAUCAAGGAUUGUCCACAGGCAAGACCUAAAGGUGAAGGCCUAACACCAUAUCAAGGAAAAAAACGCUGUUUUGGUGAAUACAAAUGUUCAAAAUGUAAACGUAAAUGGAUGUCAGGAAAUAGUUGGGCAAAUAUGGGUCAAGAAUGUAUCAAGUGUCAUAUAAAUGUUUACCCUCACAAACAGGUUAGUCUAGGACCAUCAACAUCGUUAUCAACAUCCUCGUUACAUUCGUUCAACUCCUCCCUGCGUUACAGACCACUUGAAAAGCCAGAUGGCCUGGAUGUAUCAGACCAAAGUAAAAUUCAUCCUCAACAUCUUUGUGAAAAAUGUAAAACACUUGGUUACUAUUGUCGACGUGUUCAGUAAUUAAAAUAUCAUUAUUUUUAAUUAAUUAUCAUUAUGAAAAAAUUAACAAUAUGUAUAUAAAAUGAAAAAGAAUUUUUUUGUGUUUCAACGUUUGUUGUUAGUACAACUGGUUGAUUGCUAUUUAAAGCACACACCCCUGUCUAUGUUUAGAGAACAAGAAAGAAAAAAAAAAAAAAGACGGAAACGAGUAAGAAGUAUUUGUUAGUAACUCUUUGAUAUUUAAUUUAAGUAAAAAUAUUAUUGAAUUAUUAAAAAUUAUAAUAAGAAUUUCUUGGGCUAUUGCAUAUACAAUUAAAUAAAAUUAAAUGAUACUGUCAUAUGCACAAAAGAAAACAUAAAAAAAAUUACUAGCACGAGGAAUUUAUAAUAAGUAAUUAUUUAUAAAGAUAAAUGUAAAAAAGAGCUUAUUUUUUUGUAUUAAUUUUGCUUCAGUUUAAUUAUAUUUACAUGUAUAAAAACAAAAAAAUAACAGUAUAAAUUUUUUUUAAUAUAUAUUUACAAGUUGACCGUGAAAUAUUCUCUUGCAUUGUGCCAUUUGCAAACAUGACAAUCAUAUAUUUUUAGAUUUAAGAAGAAUUUAUUUUAAAGAGUAAAAUUGAUCAGGCGUAUUAAAAAUUUACUUGUAUUGUAUUCUAUAAUUAUUAAGAAUAUAUUUGAAUGUAUAUGAGUUGAAAAUUAAAGCCAAAGAUUUAUAAAA
Aphidius gifuensis is the source of this 1861-nucleotide messenger RNA. Its product is annotated as zinc finger CCHC domain-containing protein 24-like. Gene Ontology annotation, molecular function: nucleic acid binding; zinc ion binding. The record is from RefSeq and is a predicted model, not a curated record. The coding region runs from base 400 to 1164 and encodes 254 amino acids. The transcript has 4 exons. Lineage: Eukaryota; Metazoa; Arthropoda; Insecta; Hymenoptera; Braconidae.